Messenger RNA from Maniola jurtina (meadow brown), 1059 nucleotides. It is a transcript of the gene Surf1, whose product is annotated as surfeit locus protein 1. The transcript has 5 exons. Gene Ontology annotation, biological process: mitochondrial respiratory chain complex IV assembly. Bases 85 to 966 code for a protein of 293 amino acids. NCBI's taxonomy places the organism in Eukaryota, Metazoa, Arthropoda, Insecta, Lepidoptera, Nymphalidae. The record is from RefSeq and is a predicted model, not a curated record. Gene Ontology annotation, cellular component: membrane; mitochondrion.
UGUAAAGUCAAUUGAAAAAAAAAACCUAAAACGCCUGAAAUUUUGCCUAAAAAUCCUAAAACGCCUAAAAACUAGGUUAUAAAAAUGUUAAUGUUGCGGAAUUUCUCAAAAGUAAUAAAAGAUUUAGGCUUGUAUAAAAAAUCGAAACAUGUAAUUUUUAACGUUGUGCGCACUAAUAAAUCGUUUAGCGGCUCAAUAAAAAUACCAAAAUCAAAGGAUAGGGAGCCAGGCGAAGUAAUAAAAUGGGUGUUAUUGAUGAUUCCUGUAACAUCAUUUGGUUUGGGCUGUUGGCAAGUUUACAGACUGCAGUGGAAACUGGAGUUGAUAGAAAUUCUGCAAGCAAAAUCUAACGCUCCACCUGUUGUGAUGCCAGAAGAUUUUGAAAAACUUGAGAGUAUGGAAUACAGGCCCAUCAAAGUGAAAGGCGAGUUCCUUCAUGACAAAGAAAUUCUGAUUGGACCCAGAGCUCUUAUUGAAAAUGAUGUUAUUCUGCCGCGAACUGGUUCCCUUAUGUCAGACCCUAAGAAGAAUCAGGGUUGGCUGGUCAUCACUCCUUUUAAGUUAUCUGAUAGUGGGAAAGUUAUAUUAGUAAACAGAGGCUGGAUACCACAGAGUAUGCGUCCUAAAGAGAAACGACAGCCUUCUCUGAUUACUGGUGAAGUAGAGCUGACAGGGAUACUGCGUCUCACUGAAGCUAGGAGUCCGUUCAUGCCGAAAAAUAACCCUGAAAAAGGAUCUUGGAUGUACAGGGAUUUGGAUCAAAUGAGUGCUUAUCUUGGCUCCGAACCCAUCUGGUUGGAUGCAAAGGGAAUCCCUGAUCCGCCCGCUGGUUGGCCAUUGCCGAAUCAGACCAGAGUGACUAUGAGGAAUGAACAUGUAUCUUACCUUGUAACAUGGUAUUUGCUGUCCGCUUUCACUGGAACAAUGUGGCAUCGAUAUUUUAUCAGGAAACUACCACUGUUAUAAAACAAGUAAUUGUAUAUACUUUAUUGCUUUGUAGAAUUAUUUUAUUGUAGUUAAGCAUCAAUGUUUAAUUAUAUAGUAUAUUAAUUUAAUAUA